Messenger RNA from Lagopus muta (rock ptarmigan), 4205 nucleotides. RefSeq lists its product as uncharacterized. The record is from RefSeq and is a predicted model, not a curated record. Lineage: Eukaryota; Metazoa; Chordata; Aves; Galliformes; Phasianidae.
AUGGCGAGCGCUUCAUCAGAAACCGAUCAGCUUUUGUCCUGGGAUCUAGACCUUGCUCUAGAGACUCCCUUGGAUAUUGUUCUGUUCAUUGACUGGUACUGCAGGAGGCCUGGGGCAGCUCCCAAGAGCACUGCCUACAUGGCAACCAGGCUGCUCCUUGAGAAUGAAUCCGAUAAGGGGAAAUUCAGCAUCGAGAAGGACCUCGCCAAAUCCCAGUGCACCCUGACAGCACAGCCCCAGUCCCUGCCACAGAGCUGGGGGCUUUCCCUGGGGCACAGGCACACAGGCACCAUGACAAGAAUGCUGCUGCUGCUGCUGCCACUUCUGGCCCUGGCUGAAGCCUGGUUGCAUCCAUUCCCCUCCCCAUGCCGGCUCCACUUGCAGCAGAAGCAGCAGGCUGUCCUGCGUACACCUGCGGGCAGCAGGCUGGCAGUGCUUGCUGCCUUUUCUCUCCUUCUGAUACACGGACAUGCACAAGUGCUGCUGCAACAGAGUCCACCACCUGUUACCAGAACGAGAUCCAGAACUGUGAAUAUUGAGUGCAAAGCCGAGGGAUUUCAGAAUGCCUACAUCCACUGGUACUGACAGCUGCCUGCCAGAGCUCCUGAACGGCUCCUUUCUGUGACAGCAGAAUUACAAGUUUCCUAUGAUUCGGAAUCCGAUAGGAGCAAAUAUUUGUCCUAUAAAAGUGAGAAUAAAAUCUGCACUCUCUCAGUUCACAGCACACAGGACGGAGAUGAAGGUACCUACUGCUGUGCCUACUGGGAGUCUCACAGCGGGAGCAGCCUGCAGGCAGCCCUUACAGAAAGCUGGCUGCAGCCUGAGCGGCACACUUUGAUACAAGUGCCGAGAAACACAGCAGCCUUCCUGCCCCCAUCUCUCAGCCUUCAAGGUGUCCCCACAGGCUUAAGCAGAGGAAGGAAUUCCAAGACGAAAGCCAAGACACUUACGUGGCACUGUCUGUGUCACUAUUCUGUGCAGUCUGAAUCCAUCGUUUCCUCUCCUUACCAGCAGCCGUCCUGCCCCUAAUGUUCACUUUUUCAAUGCUGGAAUGGCAGCACUAAGGGACUUGCUGCAAAAUGAUGGAUCUGUCACAAGGAAACUGGCAGUAGAGUUUACAGAACAUGUCCUGAUGUGAGGUCUGUAGCGCAUGCUGCAGUCGACAAAGACCUGGAGAAGAUCCAGAGCAGAUUCACUCUCUCAGUCAGAGAUGGGGGAACAUAACUCUGGAAAGAACAUGUGGUGGUAGGGGGUGCUGUUUGUGGAGACAAACAACAUCCAGGGUUGAUGCAGAUGGCUGAGGAGGCCCAUGGAGUUUUUCCAGGCAUGAGGAAUUCAGGAGUUCACCAUCAACUAGUCAAUUUGUGCUACAAAAGCAGGCAGCACUUUCUAGGCAGGGCUGAUGAAAGAUGCUUCUGGGACAGACCUGGGGGUCUGAGGAGAGCAGAGUGACCUGGGGAAGGGCACAGCUGAACAACCCUGCUUUCUACGUGUGUGCUUAACAAGAUAUAUGGGUAAGAUGAAAUGGGAUGUAGCAGAUAGAUAGAUAGAUAGAUAGGUGCACACAAAACAGUUGCUGGAUUGAAUAUUUUAGGUCCUUUCUACGGAGAAGGAAUUGAGUCGGAUGGGGGGACACAUUUUGAAAGUUCCCUUGCAAAUUCUUGGGCCAAAGAUCUUGGCAUCGAGUGGACUGAUCUCAUAUUCCCUUGCAUGCGCCAGCUGCUGGUAAAAUCCAACUACAGCGGGUUGUUGAAAACGAUGUUGAAGGCAAUGGGGGGAGGAACAUGAAAGUAGUGGGAGACGCAUUUGGCAGAAGCCACCUGUUGGCCAGCGCUCAAGAUCUAUGAGCCUAGAGAGGUGCAGUGGAAAUGCUGGUAGCACGAGGCAUCUGACUGUGAGGACUGAAGGGAGCUGCUGAACCACAGCCUGAGCCUCUGGUCGAGCGCUGAUCAGCCCUGGGAGCACAGUGAAGGCAAUGCGCUGUGCUGCUGGGAGGGAUGGAGCCUGGCUGCGCCUCUCCUGGACCCCCUUUGAGAGCUGGCUGCCAAUGGGGAAGGGUCUCUUUUGGGGAUCCCUCCUGUGGAGCUUUCCAGGGAGCCAGGAUAAGGGUGAGGCCUUCAUCUCUUCUUUGUGCUGUCACAACCUGCUCUGCCAAACUCUUUGUGUGUCUCUUAAUUACAGCACCUGGAUCGUCAUUGAUUACACAGAAGAGUGAAGGGACUAAAAGAGAACGUAAGUCACAGAGAAGCUUUCCAACUCACUGCUGCAUCACAGCACUGCUUAUUGCAAGAGUCACAGAACAACGUUUAUUUAUACAUCAUGGAAGCAAUACAACAACAUAUCUCCAUUUGUAUAUAAUUAAGACAGAUGUAAAAAACAAAAUAUAUUUAUUUCUAAUUAAUUAAGACAGAUGUAAAUAAAUAACAUAUUUAUUUCUAUUUCAUUGAAACGUGUAAAUAAAUAAUAUAACAUAUUUAUUUCUAUUUCAUUGGGGCAUACAACUUCAGAAUUAACUUCAACCCUAUGGAAUUAAGAAGAACAAGGAACUUCACAAUUACCUUAGAUCCGAUGAAAUUAAAGGCAUAUACCUUCAGAAUUAACUUUGACCCUACGUAAUAAAGGCAUAUGCCUUCAGAAUUAACUUAGACCCUACAUAAUUAAGGCAUAUGCAUUCACAAUUAACUUAGAUGCUAUGGAAUUAAGGCAUAUGCCUUCAGAAUUAACUUAGAUGCUAUGGAAUUAAGACAUAUGCCUUCAAAAUUAACUGAGAUCCUAUGGAAUUUAGGCAUAUUCCUUCAGAAUUAACUGAGAUCCUAUGGAAUUAAGGCAUAUGCCUUCAGAAAUAACUUAGGCCCACAAAAUUAAGGCACACACCAUCAGAAUUAACUUAGACCCUACAUAAUUAAGGUAUAUGCCUUCACAAUUAACUUAGAUGCUAUGAAAAUAAGGCAUAUGCCUUCAGAAUUAACUUAGAUACCACAUAAUUAAGGCAUAUGCCUUCACAAUUAUCUUCGAUCCUAGGCAAUUAAUGGCAUAUGACUUCAGAAUUAACUUAGACGCUACAUAAUUAAGGCAUAUGCCUUCAGAGUUAACUUAGAUGCUAUGGAAUUAAGGCAUAUUCGCUCAGAAUUAACUUAGAUCCUUUGUAAUUAAAGCCAUUUACCUUCCUAAUUAAAUUAGAGCCUAUGGAAUUAAGGCAUAUCCCUUCAGAAUUAACUUAGGUGCUAUGCAAUUAGUGGCAUAUGCCUUCAGAAUUAACUGAGAUCGUAUGGAAUUCACAGAAUCAGAAUCACAGAAUCACAGAAUCACCCGGGUUGGAAGGGACCCCAAGGAUCAUGUAAUUCCAACCCCCCUGCCUAGCAGGGCCACCAAACAUCCACAUUCAGAUCAGGUUGCCCAGGACCCCGUCCAACCUGGCCUUAAACACGUCCAAGGACGGGGCAUCCACAACCUCCCUGGGCAGCCCGUUCCAGGGCCUAACCACUCUCCUAGUAAAGAACUUCCCCCUAACAUCCAACCUAAAUCUUCCCUCCUUCAACUUAAAACCAUUUCCCCUAGUCCUGCUGUUGUCAGCCCUUUUGAAGAGUUGACUCCCCUCCUGGGUGUAGGUUCCCUUCAGGUAUUGAUAGGCUGCAAUGAGGUCACCCCGCAGCCUUCUCUUCUCCAGGCUGAACAAGCCCAACUCCCUCAGCCUGUCCUCAUAGGGGAGCUGCUCCAGCCCCCUGAUCAUCUUAGUCGCCCUCCUCUGGACCCUUUCCAAAAUCUCAAUGUCUUAUUUAAGGCAUAAAUCUUCAGAAUUAACUUCAACCCUAUGCAAUUAAGGCGUAUGCCUUUAUAAUUAUAUCAGAUCCUAUACAAUUAAGGCAUAAGCCUUCAGAAUUAAAUACACCCCUAUGGAAUUAAGGCUUAUGCCUUCAGAAUUAACUUAGAUCGUAUUUAAUUAAAGGCAUAUGCCUUCAGAAUUAAAUUAGAUCCUACAUAAUUAAGGCAUAUGCCUUCAGAAUUAAAUUAGAUCCUACAUAAUUAAGGCAUAUGCCUUCAGAGUUAAUUUAGAUGCGAUGGAAUGAAGGCCUAUGCCUUCAGAAUUAACUGAGAUCCUAUUAAAUUAAGGCAAAUGCCUUCAGACUUAACUUACAACUUAUGUAAUUAAGGCAUAUGCCUUGAGAAUUAAGGGUGGGAAGGAGGGGCAAAGGGAGAGGGGGGCA